AUGACGUCAACGUUGCCCUCCUACAUAAAAACUUCCCAGCCUUGUGAAGUUUCUCGACAAGUUCAAUUAAAUAACAUUCGUGCCUAUUUUUCGGCUGAAUCGAUUCCUUUGUGCCAAGUAACACAACCCCGGCGCGAAAAUAUUCCGACGAAAGACGUUAUUUCCAUUGUGACACCACAAUUUUGUGUAAACGAUAAAAUUCGGUACACGAGGUCUUCUUUCAAAAAACAAAAAACUAUAAAUCAAGAAGAUUACAAUGGUGUAUUCGACCCAAUGGGGGAACAUGAAAACACCCUUAAAUUAUUAUCUAAUAGGGUACAAGAAAUCGAAACGGAUCCAAAUAGAAAACAAUUAAAACAAUGUAAAAUGGCAGAAUUGAAAAGAAAAACUUUUUUAAGGAAAAUAAGCUUGCAAGACAAUCAUUUAAAUUAUAAUCAAGAUUAUUGGUUGGAUUUAAGAAAAUCAAAAUCAUUUCACACAAACAGGAACGGCCUCGUUGAAACGGAUUUUGAUGUUUUCAACGAAGAAGAAAAAAAUUUCCAGAUAAAAGAAGAAGAAAAUAAAAAAAAAAGUGACAUUAAUUUAAAUGGUAUUACUAAUAUCGGUGAUUUCACACAACCUUUAUAUGAUUUCAAUGAUUUCUGUGAAGUUAAAUUAUGA
Messenger RNA from Pediculus humanus corporis (human body louse), 660 nucleotides. RefSeq lists its product as uncharacterized. NCBI's taxonomy places the organism in Eukaryota, Metazoa, Arthropoda, Insecta, Psocodea, Pediculidae. The record is from RefSeq and is a predicted model, not a curated record. The transcript has 3 exons. Bases 1 to 660 code for a protein of 219 amino acids.